AUGAGCAUGAUGGGAGAAUUAACUUUUUUUCUCGGGCUUCAAAUCAAACAGUCUCCUAAGGGGAUUUUCAUUAGCCAAACCAAGUAUACUAAGAAACUUAUAAAGAAGUUUGGCAUGGAGAAUGCUAAGUCGAUCGGUACCCCAGUUAAUCCAACAACGAUGCUCGAUGAAGACAGCGAUGGAAAGAAUGUGGAUGAAACCAUGUAUAGAGGGAUGAUUGGUUCCUUGUUAUAUCUCACUGCUAGUCGACCAGAUAUUAUGUUCAGUGUCUGCAAGUGUGCAAGAUUUAAGUCAGCUCCUAAGGAAUCCCAUCUCACUGCUGUAAAACGUAUUAUUAGAUACCUUAUUGGUACCUCUGAGCUAGGAUUAUCGUAUGAUCACUCUAACAAUUUUGCCUUAAGAAGAUUUUCAGAUGCAGAUUUUGCAGGUGACAAGAUUGACAGAAAAAAGCACCAGUGGCACGUGUCAACAUUUGGGAAAUUCACUAGUAUCUUGGCAUAG
Nicotiana attenuata is the source of this 501-nucleotide messenger RNA. RefSeq lists its product as uncharacterized. Lineage: Eukaryota; Viridiplantae; Streptophyta; Magnoliopsida; Solanales; Solanaceae. The transcript has a single exon. The record is from RefSeq and is a predicted model, not a curated record. Bases 1 to 501 code for a protein of 166 amino acids.